Molecule: messenger RNA, 441 nt
Organism: Parastagonospora nodorum SN15
Lineage: Eukaryota; Fungi; Ascomycota; Dothideomycetes; Pleosporales; Phaeosphaeriaceae
Exons: 2
Coding region: 1-441 (146 amino acids)
Biological process (GO): tRNA methylation; rRNA (guanine-N7)-methylation; peptidyl-glutamine methylation
Molecular function (GO): protein heterodimerization activity
Source: RefSeq, a predicted model, not a curated record
AUGAAACUCCUCACGCUAAACUUCCUCACCUGCGCGAUAAAAACCUGCAAGACAAACCCCCUCUCCUUUCCCCUGCACCCGCGCGACGCCGAGCUCGAAAUCCAAGAGGCAGACGUGAACCUGGCGUUUUUGAAGAACAUACUGCCGCGCCUGAUGUGGGAGGAGAUUAGGGUUAUUGCCGCGGAGUUGGGACUCCCAGAACUCCCUGCGACACCGCCGACGCCCGCGGAUCUCGUUUCGGCAGAAGGAGCGCUGGAUACAGAUACGGCGGACGAGAAGUCAGACGGCGAGGAGACGCCGACGCAGACGGCGCUGGAUUUGCAUCGCGUGCUGCUGGAGACGUGUAUACAGGAGGGCAAGCUGGUGUGCGGGAGCUGCGGACACGAAUACGCGGUUAAAGAGGGUGUUGCGAAUUUCUUGCUGCCGGGGCAUUUGGUGUAG